GCACAUGUUAUAUUUACCCGCAGAUAAUGAAACAGACUAUAUAAGACAUUAAAGACAUAAUUACAAUGUAAACAGGCAAUGUUUCUAAUUAUUUGAAUGUGAUAGUUCAGGCGGAGGUUUGAAUGAGCAUGGAGGCGGACAUUAUUGAAUUCAGGGUUCCAACUGAAAACAACAAGACCAUUUUUAUUUGGGAUAUACAGCCUUCGUUUUCAGAAGCGUUCAUUUAUGAGUCUCUGUGGAGUGUGUAUUCAUCUUUUGGAGCACUCUACUUAUUGAAGGUGUGUCCCAACGCUGCAGUGGCUUCACCUGGAUUCUAUGCACUGGUCAAGUUCUACUCUGCUGUGCAGGCAUCAAAAGCUCAGAGAACUACAGAUAAACAGACUCUGUUCCAGGAUGUUCCCCUAAAAGUCAGGCUAAGCACAAAGCAGAACCCAACCUUCCUCUCUGGAUCCCCAUCACUUAGCCAUUCAAAGUGCCUAGAACUGGCUAAUCAUUACCUGGGCUACAAUGGCUGGUCCACUCACAUAAUCACUCUAAAGGAUAUCUCAAAGUGUGCAGACGCUGGCUGGAGCCCAGAUACAGACGAUGAGGGAGAACUGAUAAAAUACGGCUGCUUUGUUGAACUGACUCUACCACAGCAUGGAGUGACGUGUCGUGGGAUUGGUGUUGCUGAGGAGGUUGUCGACCAGGAGAAGGCUCUAGAGGAAAGACUGUGGAAAAGAGGGCAACUGAUGAAAUGGGCAAAAGACAAAGCAGUAGUUGCAGCCUUUGAAAAAGUGUUAAUAUUAGUUCUUGGUAAUGGAAAAGUGGCAGUUGAAUGCAGAUUUGAUCCGGAGGAAGUGCUCCCGGAUGAGAAUGUCGAGGAGGUCAUACAGGUAAAUGAUGUCCCUUGGAGCGACUUCGAGUCAGGAGGGGCAGAGGAGGAAGAUCUGCCAUGGGACUUUACAGUGGACCUCACUCAUUAGCCUUAUGGUUUGGGUUAAAAUUGUGCAUUGCAGUAGUUGUGUAAAAUUGUCUGUGUUUGUGUGUGUUUUAAAUAUGUAAAAAAUAAUUGCAUUUAAACUUAUAAUAAACAAAUGUA
Molecule: messenger RNA, 1081 nt
Organism: Trichomycterus rosablanca
Lineage: Eukaryota; Metazoa; Chordata; Actinopteri; Siluriformes; Trichomycteridae
Gene: rdm1
Product: RAD52 motif containing 1
Exons: 7
Coding region: 123-965 (280 amino acids)
Cellular component (GO): nucleolus
Molecular function (GO): RNA binding
Source: RefSeq, a predicted model, not a curated record